Radiomyces spectabilis is the source of this 1617-nucleotide messenger RNA. RefSeq lists its product as uncharacterized. Gene Ontology annotation, biological process: regulation of transcription by RNA polymerase II. Gene Ontology annotation, cellular component: nucleus. Lineage: Eukaryota; Fungi; Mucoromycota; Mucoromycetes; Mucorales; Radiomycetaceae. Gene Ontology annotation, molecular function: RNA polymerase II cis-regulatory region sequence-specific DNA binding; DNA-binding transcription factor activity, RNA polymerase II-specific. Bases 257 to 1276 code for a protein of 339 amino acids. The transcript is spliced from 2 exons. The record is from RefSeq and is a predicted model, not a curated record.
CGCAAUAUAAGCUACAGAAGGGAGAAAGGGGGUUCUUCCCGAGCGUCGAUCAGUCCACUUCUUCCGUUUUUUCUUUGUUUGGUUUCAUUUUGAACCAGGUCGAUCUUUCGAAACCGGACACUUCUUUUUCAAACCCCGCAUAGCACUAACCAAACCAACUCCUUUUUUUUGGAGCUCUUUUUUAUAUUUCUUUGCUCUCUUUCCUCUUCUUUUUUUUAUGUUUCUAGUUUUCUAAACGGUUUUGACUUCUUCUCUUAUGAUGCAAACAGAAAAACCCAGUCUGCCUUCCAUACAAUUCCUCCUUCAACAACACCCUCCAGACGAAGGUACGCUUUCAGUUACUUCGGAAAAGCCGGCUCUUCCAGACACAAGUGUACCGGCUUCGUCGACGACCAAUACCCGAUCAUCCCUUGGACAUCGUAGCAGUCGCAGUAUCAGUAGCCUUCCGGCCGAGUUACAAAGUCUCUCGCUUUAUGCACCCACACCUAGCUCAAAAGACGAUUCUCACCUUUUUGGGACAUCCCAUUCGGCAUCACAACCUAUUCCCAAUCACCUGCCAUUUUCGUCUUGGCGGGAUACCAAGGCUCCUAGCUGGAUGUUACCCGCUGACCAUGGACCUGUGUUACCACCUGCCCAUUCCCCUACCUUGACCACCGAGUUUCCAUCUCGACCAACCACCACCACUACCACCACCACCACUUCCAGAAGACCCCCUGGAGCCACCCAUGGGCGUUCCAUAUCCGAACUGUCAAUGCCUUCGCAUGCGUCUUCUCAUGCUCUUCCCAUCUUACCGGCCCCUUCAGCACGAACAUUGCCUACAGAAGUGCCAUCCCUUCAAAAGCUUAAAGCUCGUCAUUUGACCCAUCGAAGAGCGGUUUCUGCCAACACCGUUGAUUUCAUGAUGGGCCCUCCUCCAGCAUCCGUCGUCGUCGGUCAUCGAGCUCAAUCUUACAGUCCCACUGAGCAAGAAGAGGAACAAGCCCAUUUGCACCAACCCACCAAGGAAGUAUUUUUUGAAGCACUCGAUCAGCGAUUUGAUCCUGUUCAACGUGAUGCCGGCACUGGUCGCUAUGUCUGUCCUUAUUGCCACAAAAAAUUUUCUCGACCUUCUUCGCUUCGAAUUCAUACCUAUUCCCAUACCGGCGAAAAACCCUUUGUCUGUACCGAGGAAGGAUGUGGACGUCGAUUCAGUGUACAAAGUAAUAUGCGUCGUCAUCUCAGGGUACAUCGGCUGGGCCGGAACGUGAAAGCAAAUCCUAUCAAAGAAGACGAGUAAAACAAAACCAGAAAAACAAAAAAAAAAAAGAUCCCAAAAGUUUUGUACCAAAUCAUCUCCAUAUUCCAACCAUCCACAUCCCGUUUCCCACCUUUCUUUUUGCUGUUACCUAUCAAAAGUGAUAGGAUAACUUGCUUUUAUAGAUUCUUUGUCUUGUGUACAUGUUUUUUCUUCUUUUUCUAUUUCUUUCUUUUGCAUAACUUUUUUUUUUCAUACAGACAAUAUAUACAGUAUGGCGAUGCCUGUAGCUUUUUCUUCCUCUGUUUUAUUUCUGAAACCCGAAAGACAAUAAAAAAAAAUGUAUGACGCGGUGGUGACGUACAAAAGAUUGUCGUUUGAUG